Mytilus californianus (California mussel) is the source of this 4632-nucleotide messenger RNA. RefSeq names its product phospholipase A and acyltransferase 3-like. NCBI's taxonomy places the organism in Eukaryota, Metazoa, Mollusca, Bivalvia, Mytilida, Mytilidae. Gene Ontology annotation, cellular component: cytoplasm. The transcript is spliced from 5 exons. The record is from RefSeq and is a predicted model, not a curated record. The coding region runs from base 117 to 674 and encodes 185 amino acids. Gene Ontology annotation, molecular function: glycerophospholipid phospholipase A1 activity; A2-type glycerophospholipase activity. Gene Ontology annotation, biological process: N-acylphosphatidylethanolamine metabolic process.
ACGACACAAGCGGUCGAUUCUAUUUUUGUCAGUUCACAAGAAACCAAUCAGAAAACUACGUCAUCCUUAUUUUGGCAGAUUUCUUUUGCAUUUAUAGCUAAUUGUUAUGAAGCAAAAUGGCACAGAAAUUGGUACCUGUAAGAGAAUAUAACCAGACAGUUUUAGACAACUUAGAAGAAGGAGACUUAGUGGAGUUCCCAAGGGGACGCAUUUACUCACACUGGGGAGUUUAUAUUGGUAAUGAAGAAAUCAUACAUUUAGCAGGUGAUGAAAAUGAUGGAAUAAAUGGAAAUGUUGAUUCUGGUCACCUGUUUACUGUUUGUGGUAGACAGUUUAACAAAGCUAAUGUGAAAAUUGAUAACUUUUGGGACGUAGUGGGCACCAGUAAGGCCAAGAAAAAUAAUGACAAAGAUAAAAAGUGCAAAGCAUUCCCACCAAAUGAAAUAAUUGAAAGAGGAAAGUCAAGGUUAGGAUCAAUACCUUAUAAUGUACUAUGGAGCAAUUGUGAACAUUUUGCUGCUUGGUGUAGAAAUGGAGAAAACUGGUCUCAACAGGCUGAUAGUUUCUUACAAUGGGUAAUGGGCAUUGGUGCUGCAGUUGUUGUUGGUGGAAUGGCUUAUGCUGGAUAUUCUGAAUCAAAGAAGAAGAAAGAAGAUACACAACAGCCCUUAUAGACCCCAGACAAUAUGCAUCAUUUAUUUCAUUUAGAUUGAUUAAUAUUAUUCAUGUUUAAAUAUAAGAUAUGUUGAAUGAUGUCUGGCAACUGCAAAAUGUUAUUUUUUGGUACCUUGUAUUUUUGGUUUGGGGUAUCAUAUCAUUGAUAUUGAAAUUUACCAUAUAUUUUAUUCAAAAUGUACAUGUUUUCAAUUCAAAAAAAGGCAGUAUCUCAUUUGACACUUAUAUACCUUACAUAUGUACUUAAUGUAUGUGAUCUUCAAAACACAUUUAAAGCUUUUAUCAGCCAUUGUACAGUGAAAUAUCAAAUGCACUUUUUAUGAAAUAGUAAAAAAAAUAGCAAUAGUUAAUCUCCAUUUUGUAUUAGACAAUUAUUAGAAGGGGAGACACACUUUUUUUACCAAACACUAUCUUUAAUAUAUUCAAUUCUGAUUUCUUUUGAUUUUAAAGAUUUUUAUUUUUUUUGUUCCUUAGUUUUGCAAAAUAAGUAUAUUCAGAACUAUAAACCAACUUAUUUGUUCAUAUCUAUUCAACCCUACCUACACAAAUACCUUAAUUUUGUCAUGUAUCCAGUGUGUGAAACCGUUUUUUUUUCUUACUCGCCAAAUUGGGAACAGCUUUUCAUUUUUACUUACCAAAUUGAAAUUCCACUUGCCAGCUUAGCUAGUGACUUACUUUUGGGACUUGCCGUGACUUUUCAAUACAUAAUUUUUGUAUGUAUUAAAAGAUAUUAUUCCAAGUCUACUUUAAUACAAAAUGUAUGAACAUAUGUUUAUUUUUUUUAAAUCUAUAACUAGCAACUUGACAAUUUAAAUUACUAUUUACACAUAUAGUAGUCUCAGUUAUACAUGUUAUAAGGGAGCAAUCUGUGUUAUCUUUCGAUUAACUGGGGAGGUUGGUAUCAUAUAGCUUUUCACCACAAGUCAAAAGUUAUUUUUUAUGUCAUGACCAGACAUUAUAAUAAUAACAAAUAACAAAUGCUGGAGUUAUUGAGCAGCCUCUUGAAAAAUUACACUAUGUGUACAAUUUCUGCACCAAAGGCUUUUUUAUGUUUUGUUUCUAGUUUUGCUUUUCUUUUUAGUUCCUUUCAUUUUUUAAUUAUUCUAAGCUAAGCCCUAAAAACUUGUCCAUAUUGAAAUUACUAUUUCAAAAUUUGCCACCAGAAUGUCCAGAUUGAACUUGUUGAACAUUCAGAGAAGUUUAAAAAAUGUCCUGUCCAUCCUGUAUUUCUCUUUAAAUAAACAUAAAUGCACCAUAGGAAGGUAAACAUAUUAUAAAAUUUUUUGUUUGUCACCCAUUGAUACCACACUCUAUGAAUAAAACAUUUAUUUCAGUCACAUCAACAAAUGAAAUCAGUGUGGUCGGGGUCAUAUUAUAAGUUUUAGCAUGCUACUUCAAUGAAGUGUCAAGGUUGUCAUAAUAAUGUUUUAGUUUGCCUAUUGUGAUUAAUAAAUUGUUAAGGAGCUAGGAAUAUCAUUGUCUAGUAACACUCCACAUUGAAAUUGGUUCAACAGACUAAAAAUUCGUCAACCUUUGAUAAUUUAAGGCCUGGCAACUGUCAAAAUACUUCAACUGGCCAGGGAAAUAUCACUCGCCACAUUGGCGAGUUCUCAACUAUCAGUGCUCGCUAUAUACAUUUCUGACUCGCCUUUGGCGAGUUAGCGAGCAGAGGUUUCACACACUGUGUAUCACAUUUAUGUAAGGGCUAUAGGGAAAUUGUUCCAAUUGAGAUAUUUAUUCCUUUAUUCAAUCAUUGACAUAGAUUUAAUUCCCAAUUAACGUCGAAUGACGUAAUAUAACGUCAGCAAAAACUUUAUACUUUGACAGAAAGAUUACGAUUGGAAUCAAGCGUAUUGUACAUGAAGUUUAGAAAGGUAGUAAAAUUGAAAGGUAAUAUCAAAGCUUAUCCUGAUAUGCAAAAUGGGUAUAACGCCAUUAAAAUAAUUAAUAUUUACUUGUAGAGGAAAUUUGUUUUUUUUGGAUAAAAUUGGAACUUAUUUUCAGUAAUCGAUUAACACUUGGGAAUAUUUUCAAGAAUGAGGCAUAAGUAUUAAAAGCAAAUUGAUCAUUGAAACUUGAAUUCAGCAAAAAAAAGUCUGUACACUUUAUAUGACUUGAUAUUUGUUUACCUGCAUUUUCACCUUCAGAGGUUGACAGGUAUGUUAAUAUUAUGAUUCUACAUGAAGUAAAGUGUAUGAAAUAAGGUUGUUUGAUAAAUAUGUAAAUUUUUCAGGGCAUCUUUUUGUUUUCAAUGAAACUGUUUAAGUAUUAAAGAAUUGUGCACACUUUAUUUAUUUAUGCUGUUAUAUUAAUUUUAUUUUAAAAAUUUAUGGAAAGUUGUAUAUGUAUACAUGCCUAUCUGUGAUUAAAGUUCAACACUUAUUUUAAUGAAGAAUUUUGUUAAAUACCUCAGCUGUUUGUUAUUUUGAAUUCUUAUUUUGAUGUAAUGAUCCGUUCUACAAAUGAAACAAUUAUAUUUAACAUAUUAGCAUAUGAAUUUAUUAUAUUAAUACCCAAGACAUAAAGGCUAACUGCAUUAUCUCCACUUGUCCCGUUUUGCAUAUUUUCAUCCUUGACAUGCCAUUUUCUUCACAGCCUUUUUUCUCAACAUAUCAGUGCUGCUUUGGUACAAAGCAUGUCCUUUGGUGUCUAAGAUAGAAAGGUUCACUGAGCUCUUCAACAGUUUUUUUGCUAAAUACAAAAAAGUUAAUAUUUUCAGACAUUGAUCUAUUAUUGUUUUAUACUGCUGCUAUGAAAUUCUACAACCAUGACUAUUAUUGUCACUAAAGUGUGAACAAACAAAAAAGCCUUAUUUUCUGUCCCAAAAUAAGCCUCUUAAGGAGUGAGGUUAAAAUUGGCCCUCAGAUUUUGAUGUUUUUUUAAUCAGGACAAAAUACUACAAAUUUCACCUAGAAAUAGUUGUGAUAUUACUAUUAAUACAAAAUAACUUUAUUUUGGCACAUCACAUUAAAAAUGACAUUCAAUGUCAUCAUUGGCAACUUUUGGUUACAGAACAUUUUUGAUCAUAGUUUGUGGCCAAGGGUUUCCUCAAGCUUUUAGUUCUGAAAAAUGCACAAAAUCAUUCUUUUUGACAAUAUAUCCACUUAAAAACCAAAUUAUGGCCAUUUUGAAAUUUUAUGACAAAGUUGAAACUCAAGGCCAUAUUUGGCCUAAAGUGAACCUUGUCCUUUGAAUGAAGGUAAUUAACAUUGUCAAGAUUGCACAAAAUAUAACUAUGUUACUAUAUUUGGAAAUAAGACAACAUAAAGUGAUCUUGUUGUAGUAUAAAAGACUUUAAUUGCAUUUUCCCAAGAAACUACAGGUUAUUUACUUGUACCAAACAUCAUUUUGUAAAAUAAUAUUGCUUAUUUUGAUUGGGCUUUUGUUUAUUCUUUUAUGAAUGUGUCAUAUGAUUUUUAACUUUACAAUUAAUUUUGUGUAAUACUUCUUAAUAACGAUAAGAAUAAAUUUGGUUUGAAAUCAGUGAGAAGAUGACCUUGGUAAAUGAUGAAUUGGAAUCAUUUUAUAGUAUAUUGGCAGUGCCAAGCAUAUACAUUGUACUAUAUUCCAAACAAAACAGCACUUAUUUAUUUAAAAAGACUUAACUAUUAUUCUAUCAAUGUGACUGGAGUCUGACAAGUUUUAUCAGAAUUGAAGUGGAAUCUACCAGGUAUUUUGGACCUAAGAUAGGAUUUGUUUGUUACAAUUAUUGUUCACUACUACCAUUAAUAUACUAUAUAAUGUUUCUUUGACUAUUUAUUUUGCUAAUUUUCUUUAUUCAAUGUUUUGGUAUAUGGGACUCACUUAGUUCAAACCACUUGAUUCCAGACUGACAUAUAAAAAGAAAAUUAGGAAGGAUAUAUAAAUAUGUUAUUUAUUUACAAAAAAAAAGUAUCUAUGUAUGAAAUGUUAUUGUGUUUCUAUUGUAGUUUUUUUAAUAAACUUUUGUUUGUUUAA